AUGGUCCUUUACUACAGCGAAGGCUCGCCGACGACCGAGAUCUCGGACGAUGGGCUCAAGCAAGCGCUCUACACCGCGCUGGACAAGCUCCACGGCAAGGCAAAGCGCAAGGUCAUGCUCGUGCCCCCCGACUUUACCCGCUUCCACUCCAAGUCGGGCAUCGUGACGCAGCACGCCUACGCCUACUUUGGCGAGCACGUGACCGACAUCAUGCCCGCCCUCGGGACGCACGCGCCCAUGACGCCCGAGGAGAUCACCAAGAUGUUUGGCAACGUGCCGCAUGACCUCUUUCGCGUGCACGAUUGGCGGAACGACGUGGUCACGAUCGGCGAGGUGCCGAAGGAGCUUGUGCAAGAGGCCAGCGACGGCCAAGUGAACGAGCCAUGGCCGGCGCAGCUCAACAAGCUCAUUUGGGAGGGACAGCACGACCUCGUGCUCUCGAUCGGACAAGUGGUGCCGCACGAGGUCAUGGGCAUGGCCAACUACAACAAGAACCUCUUCGUGGGCACAGGGGGCAGCGACGCGAUCAAUUUCUCGCACUUCAUCGGCGCCGUCUACGGCAUGGAGCGAAUGAUGGGCCGCGCCAACAACCCGCUUCGACGCAUCCUCAACUACGCGUCUGAGCACUUUCUGCGCGACCUGCCGCUGCUCUACGUGCAGACGGUCAUCGGGCGGCGCGAUGACGGAUCGGUCGUCACGCGCGGCGUCUUCAUCGGCGACGACGACGAGUGCUUUACGCGCGCGGCGGCGCUCUCGCUCCAAGUCAACUUUACGCUGUUGCCGUCGCCCUUGGACGACGUGGUUGUGUACCUGGACCCGGACGAGUUCAAGACGACGUGGCUUGGCAACAAGAGCAUCUACCGCACGCGCAUGGCGAUUGCGGACCACGGGACGCUGGUCGUGCUCGCGCCCGGCGUCACGCACUUUGGCGAAGACAAGCAGAUCGACGUGCUCAUCCGAAAGUACGGCUACCGCACGACGCCGGAGGUCCUUGCGCACAUCCACGCCAACCGCGACCUCAUGAAGAACCUCAGCGCUGCCGCGCACCUCAUCCACGGCUCGUCCGAGAACCGGUUCCGCAUCGUGUACGCCUGCGCGCCGAACGGCCUCACGCAGGACGAGGUCGAGGGCGUUGGCUUUGAGUACGCGCCGCUCCAAGCCAUGCUUGAGAAGUACAACAUCGUCAACCCCUCGGCGCAGCGCGACGGGUGGCACGAGGCCAAUGGCCGCCGCUUCUACUACAUCUCCAACCCCGCGAUGGGGCUCUGGGCGUACGAAGGGCGGUUUGAGGCGUCGUCGACCGCCGCCAAAGCCCCGCAAGCGGCAGUGCCCAGCACGCUCCUCACGGCCGCGCAGUCGAACCAAGUGUGCUUGGAUGCUGGCGUCGGCGGCGGCCCUUUUACCAAACGCGACCAUAUGUAG
Molecule: messenger RNA, 1422 nt
Organism: Saprolegnia diclina VS20
Lineage: Eukaryota; Oomycota; Saprolegniomycetes; Saprolegniales; Saprolegniaceae
Exons: 10
Coding region: 1-1422 (473 amino acids)
Molecular function (GO): lactate racemase activity
Source: RefSeq, a predicted model, not a curated record